AUGGAUUGGUCCACUCAUUACCCAGCGUUCGUUUCUGAAGAGAAUUCUAUUGAAUCAUCUUUUAACGUGCCCAUCAAACAAGUGGGUCGACCACUCAUGAAAAAAAAAGUAGAAUUCGCUGAUUUAGGCUGUGGUUAUGGUGGUUUGCUUGUUUCACUUUCGUCAUUAUAUCCAGAGACUCUAAUGCUAGGCAUGGAAAUCCGCGUAAAAGUUGAAGAAUAUGUACGUGAAAAAAUUAUUGCGUUAAGACUACAACAUUCAGGACAGUAUCAGAAUAUAUCUAUAAUAAGAAUGAAUGUUAUGAAAUUUUUGCCAAAUUUCUUUGAAAAAGGGCAGUUAUCGAAAAUGUUCUUCUUAUUUCCGGAUCCACAUUUUAAGGCGCGAAAACAUAAAGCCAGGGUUAUAACAAAUCAAUUAUUAGCAGAAUAUGCAUAUGUUUUGCGUGUUGGUGGUAUAAUCUACACUAUAUCAGAUGUGAAAGAUUUGCAUGAAUGGAUGGUUAAACAUUUGGAUGAACAUCCACUUUUUGAACGAAUACCAGAUGAAGAAGUGGAGAAAGAUCCAGUCAUCCCAUUUGUCAGAACUGAGACCGAAGAAGGCAAAAAAGUAGAACGUAAUAAGGGCGAAAAGUUCUUAGCUUGCUAUAGACGUAUUAUGAACUAA
Dentiscutata erythropus is the source of this 663-nucleotide messenger RNA. The record is from the annotation of a GenBank genome assembly. Lineage: Eukaryota; Fungi; Glomeromycota; Glomeromycetes; Diversisporales; Gigasporaceae.